UACAAAGUCUGAUUUAAAAAAAGUACAGGGACUUAUUUUAUGUGUAUCUGAGCAACAGAUUUAAAAAAUUGAAAGAAAGAGUAAAUGAACUUUCUCUUAAUGCUGAGCCAAAUUUAAACUUUAAUCUGUUAGGCAUUGGUCUACAACAGCAUUAUCAAUUAAGAGUUGUGAUUAGUAUUCUGCAAUUACAGAAAUGGUUGAUUUCAAGGAACAGGUAAUGGCACCAAAUUUUACUUUAAUUUGUAGAAAAAUUGGUUCAGAAGCUGUUGGAAUGAAUGGAUGAAAUGAAAAGAAGCCUUUAAAGAGAAUACAUUGACAAAUUCAAAGAGUUUAAAUAGUUAUAACAGAUUUAAAAGUGGUUCUUGUUAAGUGAAGGCGAUCCAAGAUCAGGAAGACCAUUGACAUUCACUUCUGAUGACAAAAAAAGAGAUUAUCACGUUGGUAAGGUAGAAUCUGAGAAUAACAAUAUGAGAAAUUGCAGAAAAUAUUAAUAUUUCUUAUAGUUCUUGUCAAGAUAUUCUUGACACUUUGAGAUAUAAGAAAGUUGUCACAAAAUUUGUUCCUCAAAUCUUAACUCAAGAACAGAAACAUCAAUACCUGGAAGUUGCUCAGGAUUUGCUCGAAUGUCCUGAGAAAGACAAUAACUUUCUAAAAUACAUUAAUCAUGUGAUGAGCUGGGUCUACAGAUAUGAAAUCAAAACUAAAUGGUAAUUCUAUAAAUAGAGAAAAUUGAAUGAACCAUCAUCCAAAAACAGGCAUUCAUGAGUUAUUCAAAUGCAAAAGUUAUGCAUAUUGUGUUUUUCAAUUGCUGUGGAUUAGUGUAUCGUGAAUAUGUUCCAAAUGUCAAUGCUUGAGUUGGGUGUGUUUGCAUUUUGUCACUGGAUUUGUGAAAGAUGAUUACUUGGUUUUUACAUCAAGACUGCAUAAAGUCUUGCACUGUAAUAAUGUAAUUAUUUGUGUCAUAAUUUUUUAUUUGUUAUAUACUAAUUAUUUUAAAUCUGGGAAAAUCUGAAUACCUUUUGCAAGGUUUUCAGAAAACUUUAAAUUUUAGGGUGUGGAAAUGCUGGUUAUAUGGUAAACUUUAUGCUUGGCAGUGUAAUUGCUUUGUACACAAGAGACAUAUGAUCAGUUUUGCCAAGUUGUUAAUAAGCUUUUUCCUUAUUAACCGCAUUUUCCCACCAUAUUAGACCAAUGUCCCACAAGAUUUUUAUAGAAAUCAAAAUUUCUUGUUCUCUAAUAUUAUAACCUUAUUCUCUAUUAUUAUCUUAUAAGAUCACAGAUGUAGGUACAAUCAGAAGUUAUGUAGCAUAUGACUGUAUAUUAAGUCAUAAAAAUUGCUAAUAUAAAUCUAUAAACAUGCAAUGAUUUAGAUAUUUCUUUGAUUUCAUUUUUAAAAAAAUGUAAUUUAUUAAACCAGGAAAAAGCAUUCAAGUUUUGCACAUACCCACAGUUGGAAAACUGCCUGUAAUUAUGUUGCUAAAAGAUAUAUGGAGGAUGUUGAUAGAGAAGUAUAUUUUGAAGAUGUAAAACUUCAAAUGGAUGCAAAACUUUGGGGAGAGGAAUACAACAGACAUAAUCCUCCUAAAAAAGUUGAUAUAUUUCAGAUGUCAGUGAUUGAAUUUAUCAAUAGACCAGAUAAGCCUUUAUUUCACCUUGAACAUUAUAUUGAAGGACAUUACAUAAAAUAUAAUUCCAAUUCAGGUUUUAUAAGUUGUGAAAAUUUGCGUCUCACACCACAGGCAUUCAGUCAUUUUACUUUUGAGCGUUCAGGACAUGAAUUGAUUGUAGUUGAUAUUCAAGGAGUUGGAGAUCUCUAUACAGAUCCUCAAAUUCACACAGCAAGUGGUAAAGGCUAUGGAGAUGGAAAUCUUGGUUCAAAAGGAAUGGCUUUAUUUUUUCAUUCUCAUGUAUGCAAUAGAAUUUGCAAGAGUCUUGGACUUUCUGAGUUUGAUAUUGCACCUACUGAGAAAGUAUCAAGUCAGAAAUUUGCAAUAUUGCAGGUAAUACAUAAUAUUUUAACAAUAUUUACGUCUUGAAAAAUAGAUUAAAUUUCGGAUUCU
Molecule: messenger RNA, 2060 nt
Organism: Centruroides sculpturatus (bark scorpion)
Lineage: Eukaryota; Metazoa; Arthropoda; Arachnida; Scorpiones; Buthidae
Product: eukaryotic elongation factor 2 kinase-like
Exons: 3
Coding region: 1488-2036 (182 amino acids)
Biological process (GO): protein phosphorylation
Molecular function (GO): ATP binding; protein serine/threonine kinase activity
Source: RefSeq, a predicted model, not a curated record